Oppiella nova is the source of this 2958-nucleotide messenger RNA. The record is from the annotation of a GenBank genome assembly. Lineage: Eukaryota; Metazoa; Arthropoda; Arachnida; Sarcoptiformes; Oppiidae.
GUAGACUUCACUCUCAACGGAAAGAAAAUCACUUUAUUUAGCGGUUCUUUGCAUUACUUCCGAUUACCCAAAGACUACUGGAAGGACAGGCUCUUGAAGUAUAGGGCCGCCGGACUCAACACCAUCCAAACCUACUCACCCUGGAACCUUCACGAGCCAAUCCCGGGUCAGUUUGACUUCGAAACCGGUUUCUUAAAUUUGGUUGACUUUUUAAAAGCCUGCAAAGAGGCGGAUAUGUUUGUGGUGUACCGUCCGGGCCCUUACAUAUGCGCUGAAUGGGAAUUGGGUGGAUACCCGGCUUGGUUUCUAAGGGACCCUAACAUGAGGUUUAGGUCUAACUAUAAACCAUAUCUGGAUGCUGUGGGCAAAUACUAUUCAAAAGUGUUAUCCCUUAUCGAUGACUACCAGUUUCAGAAAGGAGGGCCUGUUAUAGCCUUUCAGUUUGAGAACGAGUUCGGAGGCAUUCAUAGUAAUGAUGAUAAGGAGUACUUCGAGUUCAUGAAGAAUGUCAUCGAUUCCCACGGAUUCAAAGAAUUGCUUAUUAAUUGUGAUCCCGGAUCCAAUGCAGUGGAGGCUAUGAAACAUAUCCAACCAGGUGUCUUAGAGACCGAUAACUUUAACUCGGAUUCAUUGAAAUACUUGACUGCCUUACGCCAGGUUCAGCCUAAUAAACCCCUACACGUCACUGAAUUCUGGCCAGGUAGGUUUGACUACUGGGGCGAUACGGCUCACCAUACCAUGGAUGUCAAGUAUUUCGAGAAAGAGAUUUCGGACAUUAUAUUCAAAGCCAACUCUUCAGUCAAUUUCUACAUGUUUUUCGGUGGCACUAACUUUGGGUUUAUGAACGGGGAAAAAGUGGCCACAAGUUAUGAUUAUGAUGCACCCUUAUCUGAGACAGGCAAUUAUUCGGCAAAGUACUGGAAAACUAAGGAAUUGAUCGAUAAGUUUAAUAAAGAGAGAUCUCAACCGGAUAUAUAUAUACCUAAACCCCCGGCAUAUGUACCUCCAGUUUCUUACGGCAAACUCAAAGUAAAAGAUUACUUGAGUUUAGAGGACGUGUUGACACAAAUGAAGCCAAUGGUCACCGAAAAGCCACAACACAUGGAGUUAUUAAACAUAACACAGAAUUCCGGACAAAGUUAUGGUUUUAUUCUCUAUAGACUUAAAAAUCUGAAUAAAUUUAAACAUUUGAAACUCACGGGUGGUGUCUCUGAUCGGGGAGUCAUACUCGUAGACCAUAAUGAGGUCGGUUUAGUUGAAAGUGCGGCGAAAGACUAUAAUCAGGACUUAAAUGACACACAAUUUGCAAACACAACGACUCAUACGUUGGAUAUUAUUGUUGAAAAUACCGGUCGACCCAAUGGCGGGGAUGUUAUGAAUACCGCCCGAAGAGGUCUUAACGGUGACGUCGCUAUCGAUGCAAAAGUUGCCACAAAUUUCGAGACAUUUCCCCUUGAAUUCAAAGAACCAUUUGUUGAACAGUUAACUAAAUUAAAGGGAAAGCCGUUCAUUGAGGGCCUCAAAAGUCCAGCCGUUUAUCGGUUAGAAUUGGAUAUUAAGGACAGUCCGAGGGAUACAUUUAUACGACUGGACGGUUGGGUGAAAGGAAAUGCAUUCAUCAAUGGUUUCAAUAUCGGCCGGUAUUACCACAUCGGACCUCAAAAAAAUCUGUACAUCCCUUCACCUCUACUAAAAACUGGGAAAAACGAUAUAUUACUGUUUGAAUUGCAUUCAGCCACCGAUACUGUUGAGUUCCCUGGUGAACCAGACUUAGGACCAAUUUCUGAAUUGAGUUCACUGGUCAUGAUUGCCUUUAUAUCACAAAUCGGUUGCAUUCAGACUCAUAUGUCUAAAGACUUUUGCCGUGCGUUUGAAAACAAUUCCUAUAAAAUCGACAUUAGUUUUGAUCGCAUUUCAACGGAUAAUGGGAUAGACUUUGGGUCUAAUAAUAAAUCAUUAGAAAUAGGAAACGACACCUGGAGUUACGAGAUUAAGGAGACGACCGUUACAUUCAAUACACAGAGUCUAGAAAGCGGUCAAAUCCUUAACAGUAAUCACACCUUGAAAUCCCAAUACAAUGACAUGGAGGCCAAGGAUCUGAAACCGACAGUAUUUUUUCAAACUAGGGCAGGAUACAUAUGUUUUAUGAACCAAAAAGGUGCCGGAGUAUCCUUCAACAGGACCUUCAAGUGCUACCAAUUCAUUGCUAAUAUCACGGAUAAAACUAGAGACGCGGCACUUAAUGGUGAAAUGAAAUCCGGAUAUAAUGAAGAUAUUAAUGUGAUUGAAGUGGUCGGCCAUCAGAAAGCGGUGGGUAUAGUGAGAUCCACGACUGGCUCGGGAUAUGUAUUACUGUAUUACGACAACCAGGAGAUCCGAUUCUGUUAUACAGAAUCUAAUAGUCCAUUUAAAAAUUGUCGAAAUGGUGCUACUUAUUCAUUGAUAAAUUGCGAUCCAGCCACACCUACCCAACCUACCGGCCCGAAAGAUAAUACUGAUUUACUAUUAAUACUACUGGUGACCAUGUUGGUGGCGGUUGUGCUGAUAUUCGUCAUUAUUUUGGUGUAUGUGCUGUGCGAUAGGUAUCACCAAAAGAAAUACCUGACCUAUAGGUCCACCAUCCAGUCGAGCGAACUGUCCAAAGACUCGGAUGAGUCAAAACACAUGUCAUCCAAAUCCAUCACAACUAUGACAACUAAUAAUACGCUUCUCUCAUCCAAACGGACACAUAAGUCGAGCUCAAAUUUUGAAGCUAAUUUCCUGGGCAAACAAUAUGCCACAGGAUUUACCAUCGACUUCAACGCCACAUAUAAACAUAUCUCAGGAUUUUUGACAACAGCAAAUAUCUCCAUAAUCAAGUGGUUUCAUGUUGAGGCCGGUGAUGACAAUAGACAUAUCAGUGACGCCGUACCCAUCGCUGACGAGACAUACAUUGACUUUGAGAGUGAUUUCAAACCC